Molecule: messenger RNA, 4678 nt
Organism: Apodemus sylvaticus (European woodmouse)
Lineage: Eukaryota; Metazoa; Chordata; Mammalia; Rodentia; Muridae
Gene: Gabbr1
Product: gamma-aminobutyric acid type B receptor subunit 1
Exons: 19
Coding region: 1010-3364 (784 amino acids)
Biological process (GO): G protein-coupled receptor signaling pathway; gamma-aminobutyric acid signaling pathway
Cellular component (GO): G protein-coupled receptor heterodimeric complex; membrane
Molecular function (GO): G protein-coupled GABA receptor activity
Source: RefSeq, a predicted model, not a curated record
GUUCUUCCUGAUUUCAAAUCUUGAACCUUCUUCCCCACUCCCCAUAUUAGUCUCAGCCCCGCCCUCCCUCGGCUGCUUAAAGUUAAAAAAACUGCUCCUCCCCCUGGAAAAAACUACCCCCUCUCUGUAGACUUAGAACAUCCUCUGUAUCACUCUUCUAGAAUUGAUUCUUUGCUAGUUACUCUAUAAUGGAAUUGCUGUAAUUAUUCAGAAUUAAAUCAUACACUACAUUUAGGAAAAGUCGGUGAGAUCUGGGAUUGGAAACAUGGAAAAAGCAAAAAAAAAAAAAAAAAAAAAAAAAAAUGGUGUAGAAUGACCAGAACAGUGAUAAUUCAAGGGCAGAUGGAAGAAAACUAUGAGUCUUGUGUACUUUUAACAACCUUGAUCAUUCCUUGAGGGAAUAAUUGCUAUAAUUGCUUUUGUGUUUGCUACCCCUUGCCUGCCUCUUUGCUGUCUUUUCUGCAAAUGUCUCCCUUUUCUGGGCACCCAAACUCUUGUAUAUAUAUAUACCCUUCUCUCCUGGAAUGAAUUAAGCUUCAGGGUUCUUCAUUUUGACUAAUCCUCGUUUUGAGCUCUUAAGACUGUGUGCAUAUGCUAACAAACCUUUGGAGAACUUGCUAAAUUAAGGUAUUUAAACAGCACUCAUUUAAAACCAAUUGUUUUGUAAUUUGUUUUCUUAAAGAGAUCGCAGAUUUAUAUAUAUUCAAGCUCUACAAAACUCAGCUGCACCCCGACCCCCUUUAUUUGCUGACACAAAUUCUGUUGUCCUUUGAAUAAUAGAAGAAAACACGGGUCCUGACCCCUAGCCCCGCCUUGCUCUUAUCCCCAGGCACCCUUCCCUCAACGCAGUCUCCGCUCCGCAUGAACAGGUGUGGGAGGGGGCUGGGGAUCAGGCCUGGGAAGCUGGGCGCCCCUGGUAACUCUUCUCUGAUCCCCGUCUUUCCUGCUGCCAGUGAAUCGAACGCCACACUCAGAACGGCGUGCAGUAUACAUCGGGGCGCUGUUUCCCAUGAGCGGGGGCUGGCCGGGGGGCCAGGCCUGCCAGCCCGCGGUGGAGAUGGCGCUGGAGGACGUUAACAGCCGCAGAGACAUCCUGCCAGACUACGAGCUCAAGCUUAUCCACCACGACAGCAAGUGCGACCCAGGGCAAGCCACCAAGUACUUGUAUGAACUACUCUACAAUGACCCCAUCAAGAUCAUCCUCAUGCCUGGCUGCAGUUCUGUCUCCACACUUGUAGCUGAGGCUGCCCGGAUGUGGAACCUUAUUGUGCUCUCAUAUGGCUCCAGCUCACCUGCCUUGUCAAACCGACAGCGGUUUCCAACGUUCUUCCGGACACAUCCAUCCGCCACACUCCACAAUCCCACCCGGGUGAAACUCUUCGAAAAGUGGGGCUGGAAGAAGAUUGCCACCAUCCAGCAGACCACCGAGGUCUUCACCUCAACACUGGAUGACCUGGAGGAACGAGUGAAAGAGGCCGGGAUUGAGAUCACUUUCCGACAGAGUUUCUUCUCAGAUCCAGCUGUGCCUGUUAAAAACCUGAAGCGUCAAGAUGCUCGAAUCAUCGUGGGACUUUUCUAUGAGACUGAAGCCCGGAAAGUUUUUUGUGAGGUCUAUAAGGAACGGCUCUUUGGGAAGAAGUAUGUCUGGUUCCUCAUCGGGUGGUAUGCUGACAACUGGUUCAAGACCUACGACCCAUCAAUCAAUUGUACGGUGGAAGAGAUGACUGAGGCUGUUGAGGGUCACAUCACCACGGAGAUUGUCAUGCUGAAUCCUGCCAACACCCGAAGCAUUUCCAACAUGACAUCACAGGAAUUUGUGGAGAAACUAACCAAGCGGCUGAAAAGACACCCUGAGGAGACUGGAGGCUUCCAGGAGGCACCACUGGCCUAUGAUGCUAUCUGGGCUUUGGCUUUGGCCCUGAACAAGACCUCAGGAGGAGGGGGCCGUUCGGGUGUGCGCCUGGAGGACUUUAACUAUAACAACCAGACCAUUACAGACCAAAUCUACCGGGCCAUGAACUCCUCCUCCUUUGAGGGUGUUUCUGGCCAUGUGGUCUUUGAUGCCAGCGGCUCCCGGAUGGCAUGGACACUUAUCGAGCAGCUACAGGGCGGCAGCUACAAGAAGAUCGGCUACUAUGACAGCACCAAGGAUGAUCUUUCCUGGUCCAAAACAGAUAAAUGGAUCGGAGGGUCUCCCCCAGCUGACCAGACCUUGGUCAUCAAGACAUUCCGUUUCCUGUCACAGAAACUCUUUAUCUCCGUCUCAGUUCUCUCCAGCCUGGGCAUUGUUCUUGCUGUUGUCUGUCUGUCCUUUAACAUCUACAACUCCCAUGUUCGUUAUAUCCAGAACUCCCAGCCCAACCUGAACAAUCUGACUGCUGUGGGCUGCUCACUGGCACUAGCUGCUGUCUUCCCUCUUGGGCUGGAUGGUUACCACAUAGGGAGAAGCCAGUUCCCAUUUGUCUGUCAGGCCCGCCUUUGGCUUUUGGGCUUAGGCUUUAGUCUGGGCUAUGGCUCUAUGUUCACCAAGAUCUGGUGGGUCCACACGGUCUUCACAAAGAAGGAGGAGAAGAAGGAAUGGAGGAAGACCCUAGAGCCCUGGAAACUGUAUGCCACUGUAGGCCUGCUGGUGGGCAUGGAUGUUCUGACCCUUGCUAUCUGGCAGAUUGUGGACCCCUUGCACCGAACCAUUGAGACUUUUGCCAAGGAAGAACCAAAGGAAGACAUUGAUGUCUCCAUUCUGCCCCAGCUGGAGCACUGCAGCUCCAAGAAGAUGAAUACAUGGCUUGGCAUUUUCUAUGGUUACAAGGGGCUGCUGCUGCUGCUGGGAAUCUUUCUUGCUUAUGAGACCAAAAGUGUGUCCACUGAAAAGAUCAAUGACCACCGGGCUGUGGGCAUGGCUAUCUACAAUGUUGCGGUCCUGUGUCUCAUCACCGCUCCUGUGACCAUGAUCCUUUCCAGCCAGCAGGAUGCAGCCUUUGCCUUUGCCUCUCUGGCCAUUGUGUUCUCUUCCUACAUUACUCUGGUUGUGCUCUUUGUGCCCAAGAUGCGCAGGUUGAUCACCCGAGGGGAAUGGCAGUCUGAGGCGCAGGACACCAUGAAAACAGGAUCAUCUACCAACAACAACGAGGAAGAGAAGUCCCGACUGUUGGAGAAAGAAAACCGUGAAUUGGAAAAGAUCAUUGCCGAGAAAGAGGAGCGUGUCUCUGAACUGCGCCAUCAGCUCCAGUCUCGGCAGCAGCUCCGCUCGCGGCGCCACCCCCCAACGCCCCCAGACCCUUCUGGGGGCCUUCCCAGGGGACCCUCAGAGCCCCCUGACCGUCUUAGCUGUGAUGGGAGUCGAGUACAUUUGCUUUACAAGUGAGGGGGUAUCGAGAAGGAUAAGGCGUAGGGGAGGGAAGGGUGUGGGAAGUGGGUGGGGGACUGGGAGGAGGGUAAGGACUGCUAUCUCCAACUGGAGAACACGUUCCAAUCCCCGUUAUAAAUACAUGUCACUCUGUGUGUCUGGGGUUAUUUGGGUCUUCAGUAUUCUGGGAAACAGACUGUUUCCUCUCUUUCCAUAUGAUUUUAUAUCACUACUUCUCAGUUUCGUUUGAACCCCGCUUGGAGCUAUUCACUCUUGACUCCAGAGGGGCAUUUUUUUUCUCCCAUAGCCUGUCUUGUAUAGUUACCACAGCAACUCCUGCGGUUUCAACAGCAGGGGUCUUCCUACAUUAUAGCAGGGCUCUCUCUCCCUCCAUUUCUCAGCAUCAGAACCUCCUUCCAUCAUCAUCCUACAUAUCCCCAUGUCUUCCUCUCUAUAAAUGUUGCUUCUUCCAGGGGACUCAUUACGCGCGCGCGCGCACGCACACACACACACACACACACACACACACACACACACCACACAUCCUCUCCUCUCCUAGGCAGCUGGAUGUGGUUCUGUGCAAGUGUGUUCUUUUCUGAAUGCUGCUAUCACUUGUGCUGUCUGCAUGCACUGCACCUGUGAGUGCACAGUGGUUGCGGGUGUGUGCUGUGGUGUCGCGUGGGUAGGUGUGUAUGAUGCGUUGAGUUCACUCUGCUGUCUUCCUCGUGUGCACACGUCAUGUCUGUCUAUGUUUUACUUGUGUGCCUCCGUGCAUUGUGUAUUUUUUCUUUGCAUUUUAAUAUGUGGUGUGUGUGUGUGUGUGUGUGUGUUACCCUGACUGGCGUCAUGGCAGGCUUCCUGUCUCAGCCUUCUGAGUAUUGGGAUUAUAAUUGUCUGCCUAGUUGAUGUCCUGUCUUCUUCCAGCAGAGCCAUGUGCACCCAACAUGCACACAGCUAAGCAGGCUCUCCCCCAGUACAUGUUUUCUGAGCCAUCCAUGUCUCUCCUUGACCUUAGGUUUACCCUCAAGUGUUCCCUCUAUUCUCUUGUGCCUCACCUUGGGUCUGUACAAUCAUCUCUCAGAACUACCGCAUCUUGGUUUUUCUUUUCUUUAUUAUCAUUAUUAUUAAUUUUUCAGACUAAGGAGAAAAGAAAUGGGGGCAGGUUGGAGGCUGUUUCCAGUGGCGAGUGGGUGCACGUCCUGACCAAAUGAAGGCAUGGACAGAAGGACUGAUGGGGCGGGAGGCAGCGUCCCUUUCACAUUGUGGUGUCUCUUGGGGGAAGGAUCUCCCUGAAUCUCAAUAAAGCAGUGACUAGUGUGACUCAGCACCUCA